AUGCAGCGAGCCGCGCGAAGCGUUUGGGGUAUCCGUAUCCCUGGUGUUCGCAAGGGCUUAUUUCCGUCUCUACCCCUCAGUUCUUGCUGUCACCGAAUUCCCCUAUCGUCAACUCUGAGAACAACCUUUGCGCCGCAUCGAACCGUCAUGUCGUCUUCACAGUGGACAUGCACGCCGAGAGUAUUUCCCAACUCGGGAUUCGAGCUGCUUGCCCAGUCCAUUGAGCUGGACGAGGAGGCCCUGCCCACAUACCAGCCCGAGAAAUACUACCCAGCCAAUCAGGGCGAGAUUCUCAAUGGCCGGCUAUCAAGCCCUUGCCAAGAUAGGGUACGGAGGAACCUCAACCGUGUGGCUUGCGAAAGACUUGAUGUAGGUGCGGGUAACGUGCUUCCAGCUAUCCAGAUCAUCGUGAUUCGAAUAAUAUGGUACAAACCAACAAACAGCGCAUCAACAGAUGUUGUUUGGAAACUUUACGUGACGGGUCAAAACAGGGACCACAAACGAGAACUAGACAUCUACAAGCAUAUGAACUUGCAGGAAGCAAAAACCUCCUGGCAGAAACUUCAUUCGCAAACUGCUCGACCAUUUUUAUAUUCAGGGCCCGCACGGGAACCCUUCCGCCGAUCCGGAUGUCAUUAUUCUGGUAUCCCGUUGGGCACAUUGCUUGAAAUUACGCGGAAUCGAGAUGCCAUGACGCCUAGCCUAUACCUGGCUAGCUUCGUUGAAAAUUACAGCAAAUCCAGUGGGGCUGGCGCACUCAACAAGUUAGCACUAUCCAUCGGCGUCGCCGUUCAUCGGUCCCCCUCACGUAACCUUCCCCUCACCCAUCUUCCUCCUCCUCCUCGUGUCAUCUCCAUCCACACCCGCAGGUCCACAGCAAUAACUCUUGCGAAACAAGCACUGUCCAUGGUAAACGUAUGA
Aspergillus bombycis is the source of this 921-nucleotide messenger RNA. RefSeq lists its product as uncharacterized. The record is from RefSeq and is a predicted model, not a curated record. NCBI's taxonomy places the organism in Eukaryota, Fungi, Ascomycota, Eurotiomycetes, Eurotiales, Aspergillaceae. The coding region runs from base 1 to 921 and encodes 306 amino acids. The transcript has a single exon.